AUGAUGCCGCCGGAAGGUCUCAAGCGCUCGAGCGAGCGUGAAAUAUCACCUCCUCCGGCGAAGCGAAAGGCCGCUGCCACCACCACUCAAAAAGCAGUUGCAAACUUCUUCAAGCCAGCCUCUUCCAAGGUUCCCGACAAGAUCCAUUUUCAGACUUUCCAGCGCAGUCUUGUCGUUGGACGCUGUGAAGGCGCAACCACUAUACCUCGUCCGAAGCCUACCAAGAUUGCUGCUUUUGACCUYGAUGACACGAUUAUCAAGACCAAGUCUGCGAAGAAGUUUUCGCUUGGACCUGAUGACUGGCAAUGGUGGCACGCAUGUGUUCCUGCUAAGCUUAAACAACUCCAUGAGGAUGGAUAUGCAGUCGUUUUCGUCAGCAACCAGAAUGCCAUUAGUCUGACUCCAGAUUCAAAGACUGGCGGGGACAUGAAGGCAUACAUGAACUUCAAGGCAAAAGUGACCGCAGUGUUCAAAAACCUGGACUUGCCAAUCACGCUCUAUGCAGCUACAGAAAAAGAUCUCAACCGCAAACCAAGAACCGGGAUGUGGGAUCAGGUGCUCAAAGAUUAUGGGCUCGAGGUGCUUCGUGACAGCAGCUUUUUCGUUGGGGAUGCAGCUGGUCGGACAGGAGAUAAAAGUGCAAACGUGCGCAAGGAUCACUCAUGCUCAGACCGGGAUUUUGCUGCAAAUGUGGGUAUUGCAUUUCAUACACCAGAGGAGUUCUUUCUUGACGAGGAAGUCAAGCCGUUCACCAGACCCUUUUGUCCAUCUGCGUACCUCGCAGGUAUAGAGGAGUCGCAGACAGACCCUGUUGUGUUUCGCAAGGCAAAUGAACUGGACGUUGUAUUACUAUGUGGCAGCCCCGGUGCAGGUAAAUCGACGUUCUACUGGCAGCAUAUGAAGUCACUCGGUUAUGGUCGAGUGAACCAAGACCUGCUGAAGACGAGAGAGAAGUGUUUGAAGAUGGCGACGCAGCUUUUGCAAGAGAAGCAGUCGGUAGCGGUCGACAAUACAAACGCAGACAUUGAGACUCGAUCGGCAUGGAUCACACUGGCUGCCAAACUCGGAGUGCCAUGUCGGUUGGUGCAUUUCACGGCUCCGGCAAAACUAUGCGAGCACAACGCUACUGUGCGAGCACUGUCCAGUGAGAAACAGAUGAACCCGGAAGACCGAAUGCUAUUACCAAAAAUGGCGUUCAAUUCUUUCACAAGCAGAUAUCGGGAGCCCAAACUCGAAGAGGGCUUUCAAGACAUUACCGAGGUCGCGUUCGUGUUCGAAGGCAACGAAGACCAAAAGGCGCAGUGGGAAAAAUACUGGAUCAAUUGA
Ramularia collo-cygni is the source of this 1326-nucleotide messenger RNA. RefSeq names its product related to bifunctional polynucleotide phosphatase/kinase. Gene Ontology annotation, biological process: DNA repair. The record is from RefSeq and is a predicted model, not a curated record. Lineage: Eukaryota; Fungi; Ascomycota; Dothideomycetes; Mycosphaerellales; Mycosphaerellaceae. The transcript has 3 exons. Gene Ontology annotation, molecular function: polynucleotide 3'-phosphatase activity; double-stranded DNA binding; ATP-dependent polydeoxyribonucleotide 5'-hydroxyl-kinase activity. Bases 1 to 1326 code for a protein of 441 amino acids.